AUGUCGAAAGAUCCACAAAGAACUCGCCUUGUGAAAUGGUGGCCGAUCGGCUUCGCCAUCGCCGCCGUCAUCUUCUUCGUUAUCGGCGCUGCCCUCCUUGGCACCUACUUCAACUCGUCCUAUUCGUCCUGCGAUGACUACUAUUACUCCUACUACAGCAGCAGUUACUGCUACGACGGGAACAAUGGCGAAUUCUACGGUGGCAUCGCCUGUAUCGUGAUUGGAGGUAUAUUAAAGCUCGUCGCUUGGAUCCUCUUUAUCAUUUGGUGUGUGAAGCGCAAUCGGAUCCAGCAAAACAAGAUCACAUUCAUCAACAACGCGCCGGCCGAAGCACCACAGCAGCAGUAUGCUGCGCCUCAACCUAUGUACCCUAUGCAGCCGGGUGCUACUUACGCUCCAUCCGCUUCGCCCGGUCCUGGUUUUGCUGAAGCUGCUGGCACACCUUCGCCGAAGGAGGGUGUCGCGUCGGCGACGGCUUACAAGUAUUGUAGCCAGUGUGGGGUGGCUGCUCAUGGGCGGUUCUGCUCGCAGUGUGGUACUCAGUGCUGA
Molecule: messenger RNA, 549 nt
Organism: Penicillium longicatenatum
Lineage: Eukaryota; Fungi; Ascomycota; Eurotiomycetes; Eurotiales; Aspergillaceae
Exons: 1
Coding region: 1-549 (182 amino acids)
Source: RefSeq, a predicted model, not a curated record